Molecule: messenger RNA, 1403 nt
Organism: Brassica napus (rape)
Lineage: Eukaryota; Viridiplantae; Streptophyta; Magnoliopsida; Brassicales; Brassicaceae
Product: aromatic aminotransferase ISS1-like
Exons: 8
Coding region: 46-1230 (394 amino acids)
Biological process (GO): biosynthetic process
Molecular function (GO): catalytic activity; pyridoxal phosphate binding
Source: RefSeq, a predicted model, not a curated record
CCAACAACUCGACCCUAAAUACGAAAACAAUAAAAUUUCAUAGAAAUGGGUUCGUUCGGGAUGCUAUCGAGGAGAGCCUUGGGCACCGAAGUCCCCGUCAUGACUCAGAUUCGGGAACUAGCGGCCGAACUGACCAACCCCAUGUCUCUCGCCCAGGGAGUGGUGUAUUGGCAGCCUCCUCAAAAGGCCUUAGACAAGGUCAAGGAGCUUGUCUGGGAUCCUGCUAUUAGCUCUUAUGGUCCUGAUGAAGGUUUGCCUGAGCUACGAGUGGCUCUUCAAAAAAAGCUGCGUGAAGAAAACAAGCUUACCAAAUCAGCUGUGAUGGUUACUGCUGGUGCCAAUCAGGCGUUUGUGAAUCUAGUCCUUGCACUAUGUGACCCCGGUGAUUCGGUUGUCAUGUUUCAGCCAUACUACUUCAAUGCCUACACGGCCUUCCAGAUGACUGGAGUCACCAACAUCAUCGUUGGUCCUCGUCAUCCACACACUCUCUAUCCCGACGCAGACUGGUUAGAGAGGACGCUCUCUGAUUCUAAACCGACCCCAAAAGUUGUUAGUUUAGUGAAUCCUGGUAACCCAAGCGGCACCAAUCUCCCUGAACCUCUCCUCAAGAGGAUUUCAGAUAUAUGCAAAGAUGCUGGGUGUUGGCUUAUUAUAGAUAACACAUACGAGUAUUUCAUGUAUGACGGUUCAAAACAUUGUUGCGUUGAGGGAGACCAGGUUGUUAACAUCUUCUCCUUCUCUAAAACCUAUGGCAUGAUGGGUUGGAGGCUUGGAUACAUAGCAUACUCAGAGAACUUAGAUGGGUUUGCGGCAGAGCUUUUGAAAAUUCAAGAUAACAUCCCAAUAUGUGCCUCCAUAAUAUCUCAGCGACUGGCUUUACACGCUUUAGAGGAAGGUGGUGGGUGGGUAAGAGAGCGGGUAAAGGGUCUGGUGAAGAACAGGGAGAUUGUUAAAGAGGCCCUUGAGCCGCUGGGGAAGGAGAACGUCAAGGGAGGAGAAGGAGCGAUUUACCUGUGGGCAAAACUACCGGAGGAACACAGAGAUGAUUUCAAGGUGGUGAGGUGGCUGGCUCACCGUCAUGGUGUGGUGGUGGUCCCGGGGUGUGCAUGUGGUAGCCCAGGGCAUGUCCGUGUUUCCUUUGGAGGGUUGAAGGAGGAGGAAACGAGGGAGGCUGCAGAGAGGCUGAGGAAAGGGUUAGAGGAGCUGGUUCACCGUGGAAUGGUGGAAUAAAAUGGUUGCUUUGCGUUGUUGUAUUGAAGUUAUUAAUAGAGCCUUUUUGAAUAAAUAAAGAGUGUUUCGACUCUUCAUCGACCACAAAAGUCAUUUGUAUUGGGAUGGUGUUCCCUUUGGUUUUGUGUAUACAUCCAUCGAUUCAAAUGAUUUCAUCUUUUUUUUUGGGCAAA